Zymoseptoria tritici IPO323 is the source of this 572-nucleotide messenger RNA. RefSeq lists its product as uncharacterized. Lineage: Eukaryota; Fungi; Ascomycota; Dothideomycetes; Mycosphaerellales; Mycosphaerellaceae. Bases 344 to 520 code for a protein of 58 amino acids. The transcript has a single exon. The record is from RefSeq and is a predicted model, not a curated record.
CUGCUGUAGCAUGUCUUGCAUACAGGGCUAAAGUGGGAGCAUAGACUGCAAUAUCGUCAGUCAAGGGUAUUCAAGGCUUUCCGAAUCAGUCCUAUUGUUCAAUGGCCUGCCUUCGAUCUUCGCAGCUUCAAUGUACCAUCGCUCAGGAUCACUUACCGUGGCCUCGUUGGUCCAUCGUCAAUCGAACCCAUGGCGGUCCAAUAGUGUGGAGGAGACCCCACAAUAUUCGAAGUGAGGUGAUGCUUCCUUUCCCUUGAGUAUAGUUCUAUCAAAGAGUUCCAGCACGGACAGGAUCGCACUUGAAACACUCCUUCCUCGUCAAUCACCUCUUUCUCUUUCUCCCAUGGCACUCACGAAGAAGUGGUUGUCUUUGCGUGUCGAGCAGUCCUUGAAGAGCAUCCAGUAUUUGGGAAAAUCCGCGAUCCCUUUUCGACGGCCAUGUCAGCAAUCUGAUCGCUAUCGACACACUUCAUACUUUCACUGGCAACUUCUUCUUCACGACUUGCUCGACAAGACCUAAAGAUGCCCUCCGAACUCGCCCCUGAAGUGGAUCGUACAGCAUGAGGCUUUGA